AUGAAGAGUGGUGGAGUAACACGAUUAAAAUACCACCUUAGUGGUAUUGAUCCUUCACACAAUGUACAACCUUGUGGUCAAGUGCCUCCUGAAGUUAAAAAAUUCAUAAUAGAUAUGUUAAAAGGAAAACAACAACGUAAGAUCAAAAAAGCAAAUAGAAUGGAAGAGAUUUAUGCAGAUUUACGAGUACAACUGCAUGUUGAAACAUAUGAUGUGGAUGAUGAGGAUGAUGAUGACAUAGCAUAUCCACCUGGGAUGGAUCCAUAUGAGAAAAAUGAUUAUCGAGAGCCAAUUCUUGUUUCUAAACAAUCAAAGUGGGAAAGAAGUCAUCUCCACAAAGUUCGAUAUCAAGCUGAAGGAGGCGAAACUAGCAAUCGUGCUAAACCUGCAGUACAACGAACACAGAUAAAUAAAGCAUCAUCCCAUCAUUUCAAGAAUUUGGUAGCAGGAUGCCAACAAGCAGGGCCAGGUAUAGAACCUCCAACCCCUUAUGAGAUCAGCACAAAAUAUUUGGAUAUGGAGUAUGAGGAGAUAAAAGACCAUGUAAACAAAAUGAAAGAGAAGUGGGAAACCUAUGGUUAUACAAUCAUGUGUGAUGGAUGGACGGAUCCCACCAGGAUGUCUAUUAUUAAUUUCAUGGUUUACUCAAAAGGAAACACAGUUUUUCUAAAAUCUAUUGAUGCUUCAAAUCUCAUAAAGGAUCAUAAAUACAUAUAUGAGCAAUUGAAGAAAAUAAUUUUGGAAGUUGGGAAGAAAAAUGUGGUACAAAUUGUAACAGAUAAUGGCUCUGCAUUUGUUAAAGCUGGGAAGAAAGUGAUAGGAGAUUACAAUUUGUACUAG
Molecule: messenger RNA, 840 nt
Organism: Ziziphus jujuba (common jujube)
Lineage: Eukaryota; Viridiplantae; Streptophyta; Magnoliopsida; Rosales; Rhamnaceae
Exons: 2
Coding region: 1-840 (279 amino acids)
Source: RefSeq, a predicted model, not a curated record